Messenger RNA from Cryptotermes secundus, 1324 nucleotides. It is a transcript of the gene SpdS, whose product is annotated as spermidine synthase. Lineage: Eukaryota; Metazoa; Arthropoda; Insecta; Blattodea; Kalotermitidae. Bases 248 to 1156 code for a protein of 302 amino acids. Gene Ontology annotation, cellular component: cytosol. The transcript is spliced from 6 exons. Gene Ontology annotation, molecular function: spermidine synthase activity. The record is from RefSeq and is a predicted model, not a curated record. Gene Ontology annotation, biological process: spermidine biosynthetic process.
CAUUCUGCUUAUAAAUCAGUAGUUAAAAUCAUAUUAGGUCAUAGUUAAGGUCAGUUUGUUAUUUUAUUUCAACUGGCUAUUGUAUACAUUAAUAAUAUUUUGUCACAUGAAGUGUCUUUCCAAUAAGAUGUUUGAUAUUUAGCAUUGGCAUGAAAUCAUUAAUUGGGCAACGGUAGUUUGUUGAUACUCUUUGGUGGUGCCAGCUGACAAACAGCUGUCUGCGUUUACACGUGGCAAAGCUCAAGUAAUGAAUGGUUUGAAGGAAGGAUGGUUCAGUGAGCUGAGCUCUUUAUGGCCUGGAAUAAGCCUCUCCUUGCAAGUGAAUGAAGUUUUACAUUCAGAAAAAUCAGACUAUCAGGACAUUUUGGUACUGCAAACAAAAUCACAUGGCCGAGCACUGAUUUUGGAUGGAAUUAUUCAGUGCACUGAGUCAGAUGAGUUUGCCUAUCAGGAAAUGAUCUCUUUCCUGCCUCUCUGUAGUCAUCCCUCACCAAAGAAGGUGCUGAUAGUAGGUGGUGGUGAUGGAGGAGUGGCACGGGAGGUGGCUAAGCAUCCUGAUGUGGAAAGUAUUGUGCAAGUAGAGAUUGAUUCUCAUGUCCUUGAUGUAUCUAAGAAGUUUCUACCGUUUAUGGGUGCGGGACUCACCAAUCCCAAGCUUACUCUUCAUGUUGGUGAUGGAUUUCGGUUCAUGGCACAACAUCGACACGAGUUUGAUGUCAUUAUCACAGAUUCAUCUGAUCCUGUAGGACCAGCUGUGUGUCUGUUCCAGCAGAGUUAUUUUGAGUCCAUGCGUGAAGCUCUGAAACCUGGCGGAAUUGUUUGCUCUCAGGCUGGAACAGUGUGGGCUAACAUAGAUAUUGUAGCACAGACAUUUCAGCACUGUCAUCAGACAUUCAGGAAAGCAUCAUUUGCCUAUGCUGCUGUUCCAACAUAUCCCACAGGACAGAUUGGAUUUGUGCUUGGAAGUCUCAGUCCGGAAACCAAUUUUAAGGAACCACUACGGAUAUUCUCAGAGACAGAAUUAGAUUCAUUUAAUAUGAAUUACUACUCUGCUGAAGUGCACAGAGCUGCAUUUAUCCUGCCUCGAUUUGCCAGAAAGGCUCUUGAUGAGAUUGUCAGUAAUGUUACCGAUGAGGCGAACACUGGUGACCGCUAAGCAAUUACAGUAUUAAUAUUCUGUGGGGAAUAUAUAUAUCUGUCUUUUCAUACUGUGAACAAUUCUGUAAUCCUUAUGCAGAGAAGGAGUACCCUGACAAUAAUUUAGUGCAGGCAUGUCCAACUUCAAACAGGUUGUGAUCGACUUUUUAGUGUCAGAACUGCCAGU